This is a messenger RNA of Mollisia scopiformis, 999 nucleotides long. RefSeq lists its product as uncharacterized. The record is from RefSeq and is a predicted model, not a curated record. Lineage: Eukaryota; Fungi; Ascomycota; Leotiomycetes; Helotiales; Mollisiaceae. The transcript has a single exon. Bases 1 to 999 code for a protein of 332 amino acids.
AUGGAUCCGACCUUCCAGCAAGCAAAAGCAAAGCGCCGCAUCCCAAAACAACCUCCUUCGGGCGUCCUGACUCCUUUUCAACAAGACCUUGCCAAAAAUCCAUAUGCUUUGGCACUCAGUACACCCAUGCGAAGAUGCCGCUUGACAGAUGUUAAUGUACCAAAGUAUUUUCUCCAGGAUUACAAGAUACUAUCGCAUCCCAUAACAGGCGUACCAUACUUCCUACCAGCGAGCUUAUCUCGCAAACAUACAAAGGAAAAGACAGAGGAAAGGCCGAAAAUGAUAGAAGGAAUAACCAGCUAUACCCUUAAUUAUAGGAAAGCACUGUCCUCCAUGCAAAAUCCUACUGGAGGCUACUUCACAAGCCGAUCUGGAUCAAACAAGCGCGCACAUCAUAGACUGGUACCCCAAGGACUGAGAGACGUGAAACCGGCGAUGAAGAUGGUCAUGGCAUCUAGAUGGAGACCAGAUAUGGAAGACUUUGUGCUCGAACUCAUGCGACGUCGUUGUGUCGAGCAUUUGGUGGACUUGGCCAGUCUAAAGAGAGGUUAUUUGGUUGGCUGUGCCGAUUGGGAAGAUGCCGCAAGCAAACCGUCAGUUGCAGCUUUUCUUUGGACUGGCGGGAUUGGGGAUGAACCAAUUAAUCCGCCUACAGACUUUGCAACCUUGGAUCUUGGUAUGGAGGGCGGCUUGAAAGGUGGGGAGAAGAAGAAACGGAGGAAGGUGCCUGUGUACAACUUGAGAAAUAUUAUCGGAGAGGAGAAGUUGAUCGAAUUGAGGAAUGUUGGAAGCGGGAUAUUUGGUCGUGAUGUGGUUGCUUUGAAGCAUAAAAAGAUGACUGUGGAAUUGCAGAUGCAACUCUGGAAGCUUCAAGGAUAUAUGGCGGAUUACGAAAAGCUCCUGCAGACGUGGGAUGGGGGAGAGGACUUGGGAGACGAGGUUUUUGAGGAGCAUCUAGGAAACGAUGAUGAGAAAGAUGAGCAUGAGGAGGACUGGUAA